Messenger RNA from Alternaria postmessia, 972 nucleotides. RefSeq lists its product as uncharacterized. Lineage: Eukaryota; Fungi; Ascomycota; Dothideomycetes; Pleosporales; Pleosporaceae. The transcript has a single exon. The record is from RefSeq and is a predicted model, not a curated record. The coding region runs from base 1 to 972 and encodes 323 amino acids.
AUGGCAGUUCUGGCAGUUCUACCGCACUACGAUGGAACGUUCAGUUUCACCUCUUCAAGACUAUACGAAAACAUCAAGCGCGUCUUCCCUACCUACAACAACAAAGAUCCGAAGACUUGGCCAUAUGUUACUCUAUCAACGAUAGAGAAACAUUGUCCGUACCAGGGCUAUCCAGAUCUGCCGACAGGUGUCGCUUACCAACGAGAGGCGAUGAAGCGAUACGAAGAUAUGUACUCCCCCGAAGAGCGGGACGUUGCUGCCUCUGUAAAUGGCUCUUUGCACCGGCGUUUUCCGUUCAAUUACGACAAGCUCGACGAGCCGAAAGAGAAAAUCGGGAUGACUGGAGGAGAGUAUCGGGCAUACAUGGCGACUACCCUGGUUGCGCCGUCUACACCACACACCAUGCGCGAAGAGUGGGAGGAUGACGUCCCAGAUAGUGCAAUUGAUUGUGGCACUCCCCCAGAUUAUCAUGAACAACCGGAGAGCGCAUCUCCAACACUAGGCAUCAGAGCUCUGAAGCGCGUCUCCUGUACAAAGAAGAAGUGUGUGGAGAUCAAACGAGAGGCUGACCGGCUGCGUGGAGAGCUCUUCGACAAAGAGUCUCAGCUUGUGAGCGCGCAGGCGGAUCUCAAAGAGUACGAAGCAACUGAAGGCUUGCGGAGGAGGGCUAUGCACGAUGCCCAGUUCGAGCUGGAGAAAGAGAAACAACGCGCUGAUGAUGCCGAGAAGAAAUGCAUGCUUCGUAUGGAAACCAAUCUCAGGCUACUCCGUCGCUUGAACGAGUUAGAGAUGAAUGCGAAGGAAACGGAGGAGUUGGACGCGUAUUGUGUCCAGUUGGAAGCAGAAAUCGAGGCGUUGAAUAGCGGGCGAGCGACUAAGAAGCGGGGCCGUGAGCAGCUCUCGCUAUCUGAGAUGAUGGGAGAAGGCUUUAACAUGCUAUUUAAGCGGACGCGAUCUGAAAGUACAAAGUGA